This is a messenger RNA of Musa acuminata subsp. malaccensis (wild Malaysian banana), 1979 nucleotides long. Its product is annotated as pentatricopeptide repeat-containing protein At1g66345, mitochondrial. The record is from RefSeq and is a predicted model, not a curated record. NCBI's taxonomy places the organism in Eukaryota, Viridiplantae, Streptophyta, Magnoliopsida, Zingiberales, Musaceae. Gene Ontology annotation, molecular function: protein binding.
AGUAAGUAUAGAGGAGGAGAUGAGACGAGCAAAAGGAUGAAGAGAAGCCGAAGGGUGUCAGCGUUCGGGCGACCUUUAACCCUAAUCCGUCCCGGCAUCGCUCAUGUCGUUUACUUGGGGAAUGAGUUCCAUGUGUACUGUCAUCGUUCGAAGCGUCGCCUGUGUCCUCCGCCGCGUUCCACCCCUGGCGACAAAUGCUCAAAGCCGCCAGUUUCGCCACCGAUCCCUUUGUGCUUGCCGAACCCUCCUCUCUCCUCCUCACCGCGCCGGACAACACAAAGAGCCCGUCUUUCCUGAGAUUUCCAUCGUGAUCACCAGCGCGAUGAGCAAAGGCUGGAGCUUUGACAGCUUAACCACCAGUUUUGGAUCCGUAGAACUCACCCAACCCCUUGUGGAGAGCGUGCUUCUCGAUCUCAAGGAGCCUGAUGACGCCAAAAAGGCGCUGACUUUCUUCCAUUGGUCAUCCCGUACCAGGCGUUUCGAGCACGACCUGCGCUCCUACUGCUUCAUCGUUCACAUCCUCGUCCGCGCCGGGCUUCUCGUCGACGCGCGGGCGCUGCUGGAAUCGGCAAUCGGCAAGUACGCCCGGGGUUCUUCGGUCGCGGAGGUGCUUCUGAGUACUUACGAAGCUGUCCUCCCCGGACGCCGCGUUUUCGAUCUGCUGCUGCAGACGUACUCGAACAUGAGAAUGGUCGGGGCAGCUUUCGACGCUUGCAGAUACUUGGGAGACCGCGGAUUCGAUGCGAGUCUAAUCAGCUUCAACACGAUGCUGCGCGUGGCACAGAGAUCCGAUCAGAGUGGCUUGGCCUGGAAGGUGUUUGAGUAUAUGUUGGUGAGAAGGAUAUACCCCAACAAAGCCACGACGCAGGUCAUGGUUGACGUGAUGUGCAAGGCGGGGGUUCUGCCAAAGAUGGUGGGCGUUCUGGAUAGGAUCCACGGGAAGCGUUGUCCUCCCGGCGUGAUCGUGAAUGCCGCACUGGCUUUCAGGAUCAUUGAGGAGGGCAGGGCCGAAGAAGCGAUCAUGCUGUUGAAGAGAAUGCUACAGAGGAACAUGGUGCUCGACGAUAUCGCCUAUUCUUUGAUAAUAUCUGCCUACUGCAAGAUGCCCAACUUAGAUUCGGCAUACGAGACACGGAACGAGAUGAUCAACAGAAGUUGCAGCUUGAAUUCCUUCGUUUAUACUUCCUUGAUAGGAUCCUACUCCGAGAGAAGCAUCGAAGAGGCUGUUCGACUGAUGGAAGAGAUGCUCUCGAUGGGACUGAGACCGUACGACGAGACUUACAAUCAUCUGAUCGUGGGGUUGUCGAGAACCGGGAGGAGGGAGGAGAGCUUGAAGCAUUGUGAGAAGAUGCUCGACGACGGGUUCAUGCCAAGUUGCAGCGCUUGCAAUGAGAUACUGAGCACACUCUGCAAAGCCGGGGAGGUCGAGGAGGCCAAUCGAAUGCUGACUUCUUUGUUGGAGAAGGGACUCGUCCCCGACCGGGACAUGUACCUGAGCCUCAUCGAUGGGUAUGGGGAUACUGGAAAUGCUCGAGAAGUCCUUAAACUGUACUACGAAAUGGAGCACAGGGGCAUCGGAUCUGAUCCCGUUGUUUACACGUCCAUGAUCAGGAACCUCUGUCGAUGUGGAAAGGUCAAUGAGGCUGAGAAGUUUCUUAGCAUCGGGGGGACGACGAAGGAAUUGGUGCCUACGAGUUGCAUGUAUGAUUCGUUGAUCGCAGGGUAUUGUAUCGAGGGUGAUGUGCGGAGGGCGCUUCUCCUCUAUGAUGACAUGAUCAUGAAGGAGUUGGUCCCGUGUUCAGAUACUUUUAUGCGUCUAGUGAAGGAAGUGCUGAGAACUCGAGCAUCGAGACAUUUGUGAAUUUGGAGAACUGUUCUGUUGUUCACCGGUCUGCUCUGCAAUUUGAGUAAUGAACACAAUCAAUUGUACAACGAGCCAGUGAUAUGAUUGGUGAAGCUAAAUACAUAUUAUUCUUUUU